This is a messenger RNA of Sphaeroforma arctica JP610, 1124 nucleotides long. RefSeq lists its product as hypothetical. Gene Ontology annotation, molecular function: hydrolase activity. Gene Ontology annotation, biological process: GPI anchor biosynthetic process. Lineage: Eukaryota; Ichthyosporea; Ichthyophonida. Gene Ontology annotation, cellular component: endoplasmic reticulum. The record is from RefSeq and is a predicted model, not a curated record. The transcript is spliced from 8 exons. The coding region runs from base 84 to 1124 and encodes 346 amino acids.
GUGAUGCUAUUUAGACACCUACAUAAAAUACAGAUGUUCUGUUUUUAGGAGGCUAUGACAGUCAGGUGCACUAGUAACCCAAGAUGCGACUGUGCAAACCAGUUACAUUGAUAAUAGUGCUCACAUGCGCACUGUUAGCUUACUGUGAGUAUAUUGUCUUUCACUGGGCGGCUCACCAGUGGAGAUACGAUCCCCUGCCGUGUCAGGCGAAGGGCACAUGCGUUCGUAUCGCAGCCAUCGCAGAUCCGCAGUUGCAGGGCUAUCAGGACGAGCCGUCUGGAGUGAUCGGCUCUAUUACUCGCUAUGAUGCCGACCAUUACCUGCGUAGUGCCUACGGUUGCCUGGUACAGUACAUGUCGCCCGAUGUAGUGGUCAUCUUAGGAGACGUCCUUGAUGAGGGGUACCAGGCUGAUGAUGAAUCGUAUGUUGAGUACUUGGACCGUUUCAAUAGUAUCUUCAGUCCCGAUAUGGUCUCUCGGAUCAUUGUGCCGGGUGACAACGACAUCGGCGGAGAGGGCCGUGACACGCAAGACUACAAACAAGUACACCGCUUUGAAGACUGGCAGGGUGCAGUCAACCAGAAAUCAUCAUUGAAAGGCAUAGAGUUUGUCAGCAUCAAUAUCUUGGCACUGACAGCGCAACAAAAGACAGUGGAGUCUAUUAAGUCCACCACGCAGUUCGUUCAUGACUACACGCCGGUGGAGACCUUCUCCGUGCUACUAUCGCACGCGCCUACUACCAUGCUCCCGAAGGAUAAGCAACGGUGGCUGGUGGAGAAUAUACAGCCCAACCUGAUACUCUCCGGACAUACCCACAUCAGUGGGCAGCAAGUGUCUCGAGGGCACAGCGGGUCAGACCUGUUGGAGUGGACCGCGCCUACAUUCAGCUAUCGCAUGGGCGUGUCUAAGAUAGGUUUCUUGUCCAUACUGGUAGACCCCAUCACGCACCAGGUGUCCAUGCACGAAUGCUGGCUACCGUCCAGAUACAAUCACCUGGCCAUGUAUGGCGUGUGGGCCGCGGCGCUGAUAUUCAUCGGCGAAUCUGUGUGGCUGUUCAAUUUCUGGAGUUCUUGGGUGUGUCAAGAGGAAGCGACUGAUUCUGCGAAGCUUAAGCGGUGGUCAUGA